Molecule: messenger RNA, 1724 nt
Organism: Solanum tuberosum (potato)
Lineage: Eukaryota; Viridiplantae; Streptophyta; Magnoliopsida; Solanales; Solanaceae
Product: probable arabinosyltransferase ARAD1
Exons: 8
Coding region: 62-1450 (462 amino acids)
Molecular function (GO): glycosyltransferase activity
Source: RefSeq, a predicted model, not a curated record
CAUUGGGUUUACACUUAACACUCACCUCACUGCUCUGUUCUGCUCAGCAGCAACAACAACAAUGGCAAGCAUACACAGCAGCAAGACCAGACCUUUCGCUUCACACCAGACUGUAACCCCAUGCACUCGCACCCACCAGAUCGGCGCUCUAGCUCUCGUCAUCAUCACUUUCUUCGUCACCAGAAUCUUCGACCAGUCACUCAAUUCCUCUUCCUUCUCAACCCCUACUUCUGGACAAUACAGAUCCAAGAACGACGUCGUACGGUUCUCCGAUUCCGGUGGGUCCAUCUUUUGGCCACAACGUGGGUAUGGGACCCAUCUUUCCCUGAAGAUUUAUGUGUAUGAUGAGAAUGAAAUUGAUGGGUUAAAACACUUGUUGUAUGGCCGUGAUGGGAAGAUUUCGCCUGAUUCUUGCGUUAAAGGACAAUGGGGUACUCAGGUUAAGAUACAUAGGAUGCUUUUGCAGUCAAGGUUCCGGACCAGAAAGAAAGAAGAGGCGGACCUUUUCUUUGUGCCUGCUUAUCCUAAGUGUGUUCGAGUGAUGGGCGGACUGAAUGACAAAGAGAUUAAUCAGACCUAUGUGAAGGUCCUAAGUCAAAUGCCAUAUUUCAGGUUAUCCGGUGGCCGCAACCACAUAUUUGUCUUCCCAAGUGGUGCUGGAGCUCAUUUAUUUAAAUCGUGGGUGACAUACUUGAAUCGGUCUAUAAUACUUACCCCUGAGGGGGAUCGCACAGAUAAAAGAGAUACUAGCGCCUUUAAUACAUGGAAAGAUAUUAUCAUACCUGGAAACAUUGAUGAUGGGAUGACUACUCAUGGCUCUAGGAUAGUUGAGCCUUUGCCUUUGUCAAAGAGGAAACAUUUAGCGAACUAUUUAGGUCGAGCACAAGGAAAGGUGGGUCGCCUUCGGUUGAUAGAACUCUCGAAGCAGUACCCAGACAAGUUGGAAUGUCCAGAAUUGAAAUUCAGUGGUCCUGACAAGCUAGGAAGGAAGGAAUAUUUUGAACAUCUCCGCAAUGCCAAGUUCUGCCUGGCUCCACGUGGUGAAUCAUCAUGGACGCUUCGCUUUUAUGAGUCCUUCUUUGUGGAAUGUGUUCCAGUAAUCCUAUCGGACCAAGCAGAAUUACCAUUUCAGAAUGUGAUAGACUAUUCUCAGAUAUCAAUCAAAUGGCCAUCCACUCAUAUAGGAACUGAACUAUUGGACUACCUAGAAUCAAUACCAGAUAAAGACAUCGAUGAAAUGAUAGCUAGGGGUCAAAAGAUCAGGUGCUUGUUCGCUUAUACACCCGAGUCUGAUUCCUGCUCUGCAUUUAAUGCAAUUAUGUGGGAACUGCAGAGAAAAGUAAGGCAAUUCCACCAGUCAUCAGAAACUUUCUGGCUCCAUAAUAGAACUAUAGUCAACAGAAAUUUGGUGGAAUUCAGCAAGUGGAAACCACCCAUGCCUCUGCCUUGAACACGUUUUUCACGACUUGUAGAUCAAUUGUGCUUUUGUUAUAGUCGCAUCUGUAAUUGUUCCAGAGCUAUAAAGAAAAUCUCACUAACUAUUCUUAUUAUUUGUUCACCCUGAUAAAAGAAAUUUGCACAUUCUUUUUUUCGUGUUUUCUCCUGAUGUAUAGGUUGUCAUUUGUCAAAGGAAUUGUGGUUCCUUAGGCUAUUCUGAAGACUAUAAUGUUAAGCUCCUCUGUUUACUAGUUUUUGAUAUGUAUCUUCAUAUGAUUAUUGUGUUU